AUGGCGGUCGCACGGGCAGUUGCGUCGGCGAGGUGGGACUGCAGCGUUGGCAGCGGUGGAAGCGCGCUCAGCUCCGCUUGCGUGUCCGAGAGGCGUGUGGAUAUUUGCGUUAGGAGGGUUUUUGCGUGUGCGGCUUUGGCGCAGGUGGACUUUGAGAGGGGCGGGAGGAGGGUUCGGGGGUGGGUUGCUAGGUAUGAGGUUGUCUUCGGGAGCUGGUCGGCCCUGUUUUGUAGGUUUGUUAGUGGUGCUAGCCAGAGUGUGGGGGGGGGGGGGCAACGGACAUUUCUGUUGUCAAUUCAACACCUCCGCUGUCAUCAUCGGAGCCUUCAGAGGCAGUAGCAGCAUUACCGACCACGUUUAAACGCUGAACAAGUUUGUGGAUGACGUCCAUAGCUUUGGUAGUCCCGGAAGCGCGGGUUCGGGAGGUUAAGGUGUUGCUAGAGGCGGGGGGAUUUUUAGCGGGGAAGAUCAGGAGGGUUGGUGGGAGUGACGGUGGGGGUCGUUGUAUUCCGACGUCGUUGGUUGGUUGUUGCCCCACUUCCACAUCCACCACCGCUUCAACGUCAGACAAUGGUGACGAUGGAGAUGAAAAUGACGAUGUGGAUGGCGAUGAAGACGCCAAUUUUGGCGACGAGGAGAAGGAGCGGAUAUUCCAAAGAUUAGGAAUUCAAGACAGGCACGGAAUCACCAUCAUUACCCUCAACACUCCCGGCAUAGGCACACACAACGGCAGAAAGACAAACCCGUCCGAAAACCCUCUCCAAACCACAAUAACCACCUUCCUUACCGCCAACCCCCCAGAAGACCCCACAAUCCUGCCAACCCUCCUCUCCGCGCUCCCAAAACGCUAUACCUACACCCCUCCCCUACUCCUCCUGCCAUCAGCCACCUUCUCCACUCCCACCUGGCAAUCCUAUCUUGGUUCCCUCCCCCACGAGCUCCGGCAGAAACUCUACUCCAAUCUCAUCGCCGCUGUCUGCGAAAACGCGACCCACCUCGCGCUCCUCCGUCCCAUACCCACGCAGGACAACACAAUACGAGCUCCAAAGCUAACCCCCCUCUAUGGCAAUUUCCCACCCCUCCUGCCGCCGCAGCAACUGCCCACGCGCAGUGAGUUGGACGAGGCACUGUGGACGAGCGCACGACAGUCUGGGAUCGUCCAGAUCUGGGCGCCGGGGUACACCAUGUUUUCGCGGGGGAACAUUAAAGAGAAAGCUCGUAUCCUACGUUUUCCCCCUCCCGCGGCGGGGGCGGAGACGAAGUGGGUGGUGGAUAUGUACGCCGGCAUCGGGUACUUUACCUUCUCCUACGCAAAGCUUGGAUACCGAGUCCUCGCCUGGGAGAUUAACCACUGGAGCGUGGAGGGGUUGCUGAGGGGUGCUGGGGAGAAUGGGGUCCCAGCUAGGGUCAUUUUGCCACACCAGGAUGUGCGGGUCGCGGCGGAGCGGGAGCAGGAGGGGGUGGUGGUAUUUUUUGAGGACAACAAGAACGCGCCGGCCAGGAUCGCGGGAAUGGGGGAGGGGCUCAGGGGGGGUAUCGAGAGGGUUAAUCUUGGCUUGCUGCCUACCAGUCGGGGUUCCUGGCGGGAAGCUGUUCGGGCGUUGGCGGAGCAGGGUGGGUGGGUGCACGUUCACGAGAAUGUGGGGAUCGGGGAGAUUGAUGGGAUGGCGGGUCAAGUGGUCAGGGCCUUCGAAGGGUUCGAGAAGGAGAGGGGAGGUGGGAGGAAGAUUGUUUGCGAGCACGUUGAAAGGGUCAAGACGUUUGCUCCCGGUGUCAUGCAUUGCGUUUUCGAUAUUCGCAUCGGCGGGGAGGGAUUGUAG
Messenger RNA from Tuber aestivum (summer truffle), 1820 nucleotides. The record is from the annotation of a GenBank genome assembly. Lineage: Eukaryota; Fungi; Ascomycota; Pezizomycetes; Pezizales; Tuberaceae.